Messenger RNA from Dalotia coriaria, 2423 nucleotides. RefSeq names its product fasciculation and elongation protein Unc-76 (gene Unc-76). The coding region runs from base 125 to 1384 and encodes 419 amino acids. Gene Ontology annotation, cellular component: axon; cytoplasm. NCBI's taxonomy places the organism in Eukaryota, Metazoa, Arthropoda, Insecta, Coleoptera, Staphylinidae. The transcript is spliced from 7 exons. The record is from RefSeq and is a predicted model, not a curated record.
GUAGCGCCAAGCAACGCGCAGCAACGCGCAGUCUGUGUCACGCCGGCGCGUGGAGUGCAUCGUGUGGGUGAACGUAUCAACUCAAAUAAAAAACUUUCGUUUCUUGUCCGCUACGCUAUUGACGAUGCGGGAUCUCGCUUCGAAGAUGGCAGAGCUGAAAUUUGAAGCACCUUUAGCGCAGUUUGAGGAAGCAGACGAUUGGAGCGCCUCUGACUACCCUAACAAUGGCUCUACAACGACGUCCAUCAAGCUCAACGAGGUGGACAACAUCAACCACCUGAACAACAAGCGCAACAAGGACAUAAACGACGUCCUCCUCAACGACUUCAAUGAAGACGCGCUUCUCAACGAUAAUAUGGAGAUUUUACCCGGUGCGCAUACGCUUUCUCUGGGCAAGAAUAAGGUCGCCGAGAAUGGUCCCAACAAUGUCUCCGAUAAUUUCACAGAGACCUUCAGUGGUUCUUUGGAGGAUUUGGUCAAUACAUUUGACGAUAAAAUCACCAAGUGUUUUGGCAAUUACGAGGAAUCCGUGGAGAAAUUGGCACCAGUUCAGGUGCGGACCCAGGAGGAGAUUAUGAACGAAUGCCAAAUGUGGUGGACAAUCACCGGUAAUUUUGGAAACAUUCUUCCCAUCGACUGGUCGAAGUCAUACGCACGAAGAAUGCAUAUGCCCGCGUUGAACCUCAACGAGAACAAAGAACCGUUAACGCCAGAUGAUGAACUCGAAUUGAGUUCAGAGGACGAGGCAGUUGCUAGUGAUUUGGACAUGCAUGCCUUAAUUCUUGGCGGUUUGAAUCAAGACACCGAACCGUUGAAAACUGCUGAUGAAGUUAUUCAAGAAAUUGACGAUAUUAUGCAGGAAGAUUCGAUGGAUUCGUUCGACAGAUCGCCCGACUCACGCGAUUCUUAUUUAGAAACAAAUGAUACUCUAGAGAAGGCCAAGGAGGUCCUGAGUACUCCCCUCUAUGAAGAUAAGUUGAGGGAUUUAAGCUUGUCGCAAUUGAACGAAUUAUUCAUGGAGCUAGAAGUUUUGAUACGUGAGUUUUCCGAAACGUUGAUCUCGGAGCUGGCACUGCGCGAUGAGCUUGAGUAUGAGAAGGAGCUGAAGAACACGUUUAUUUCGCUCUUACUCGCGGUUCAAAAUAAGCGUCGACAGUAUCACGUUGAGAAGAAACGUACUAAGAAUAAUUCAAUGCGACCGUCUGCCAACGGAUUGGAUCCGAAGUAUCUGACGACAGUGAUUCCAUAUCACCUUGAUAGUGGUCCUCCUAACAAUCAGACCCUCCAGAUCUUGAUUAAGAUUUUGAAAGCGAUUAAUGAAGAUAGCCCUACAGUACCGACGCUCCUUACUGACUAUAUACUUAAAGUUAUAUGUCCCACAUAAACGUCCUGACAUUGGUGUUAUGACUUAAGUUGAUUAUAUAUUUCUUCUACGAGCAGUUUCUUCAGGCGCAUCCACUCCUUAAACUUCAUCGUUUCAACAAUCACAGAAGGGUGAUGCUGUUUGCAUGCGUGAACCGAAAUGAUUAGGAACGCGCUUCGAAGCUACACUAGCCCUACCUGCAAACUUCUCACUGCUUCUCCAGUAGUUUAAGAAUGAAAGUCAUAAGAUUUUCGUGUGGUGCUAGUGUUGUGUCGAAGGGCGUUUGCAAAAUAGGUACAACUGACAAAUACUGCAACAAGUAACUUCAAAUUCUACUAAGCAUAGAAACUAAUAAUAAACAUUAAGUUUGGGCACCACCGAGCGACACGAGAAAACAAAAUGGGAGCUAACUUUCCCAUUAGGAAUAACAUUUGUGAUUGAAUUUGUGUUGUUUUGUUUUGUUUUGCGACGAAUCUUGAUUGGAGAAGACGUCAAGGGAAGUAAAAUAUUUCAGUACAUUUACGUUCGAUAAAAUAUGAAAUCGCGAUGUGUAUCUAUAUUUUUUGUACGAAUAUGUCGAUCACUGUGGAUGUGUGUAAGUUCUAGUUUUAAACACUUGUGGUCAACAAACUGGGAUUAUUUUCUAGUCGUAAAUUUUAAGCAAAUUGUAGUUAAACUAUCAGUCAUCACAUUUUAGUUGAUAAUUUCAAGUGAUAUUAGCUUUUAUUCUGUGUAUAUUUAUGCAUAUAGUAGACGUUUUUCAUGCGCUUUCUGCUUGAGAGAUGAUGGCUCACAAAAACACCGAUAUUCUUUAUCUUUCAAUGCAUUCAAUAUUGUAUUCUCAUGAUAAGCGCUUCUAUACCGAAUAUCGAUAAGCAAGUCGUUUUAAAAUUUACAUAAAACAUGAAGCGAGCGAUUAACAAAGAGUCGCUUUUAAAUGUUAAUACAUAAUAAAUAUGAUAAAUAGUGAAAUCCAUAUUUUAUGCUGUUAAUUAUACUUGAUUCCAGAUAAUAUUAUUACUAUAAAAUAGAUUUGGGGUGUAAUAAAAUAUUCGAUUGA